UGCACAGCCGAGGGAACACCAGAGUUUCAGCCUCUGCUGCCUCAGUUUACCCACUUCUCCUUUACCCCAAGGGAACUAGCAAAGUAGAUGCCCCGGGGUUGGGUUUCGUAAUCUCCUUCCACCUGACCUCCUUCCUUUACUAAUCCUCUUUAGGAACUAAAGUUCUCGCUUUUCCCUGACGUACGCGUGAGCCUUGCGCCAUCCAGCGCUUUAUCUGCCCGCUCGCGCUUAUUGUAUUCCCUACUGAGCCACCGAAACAGAAGAUCAAAACGCGAAGCUCUCCCUCAAUCCCUUCAUCCCGCCCGCGCGCCUGCUUUCUCAGCCCACUCGGAUCGGGAAACGGAAGAUCAACACGCGGCCCGGCGGCCAAGUCGCUCUCCUAUUGGCCAGAGCCGCCUGAGCGGCGCCCGCCCGCCCCUCCCCGUCCUCCCACCUGGGCGGGGCCUCCCCGCGGAGCCCGGGCAGCCUUGAACCCCGCAGCCCCAGCGCCCGCCCGGCCGUCUUAAAGGGGCCGCAGCGGGAUCCAGACACCGGGCCAACCGCUUCCUCGGGACCGGCGUGAGGAGGAGGGAGGUCGGCCAGAAACCCUGGACCGCGAAGAGUGACCACAGUAGCCGACCCUGAGCGAGCCAGUGCGGCGCACACGCCUCGACCCUGGAAGGUGCUCUCCGACCUGGAGGGACGAGGAUGAUUCUCCCAUGGCGCUCUCCCAAACAGGUGUUUUCUCACAGGUGCAUCUCUGACAGGUGGGCCUCAGUAUGCGCAAACCUUUGUCCUGUUGAUCCUCCCCAACUCUGUGCGUCCCUGUGCGGAUGUCCCCAGGUCUCCUCGUCUGGGCUCGACUCCAUACAGGUGCUCCCCGUCUCGACUUCACAGGUCCUUUCACUUCACAGGUAUGUUUCUCAACAGGUGUUGCUCCAGCCAACCCCCCUCUGCCGAUUCCUACCCCCCACAGAAACAACCCCCCGACAAGGAUGCCCCCUUCGUGGGCGAGCCAUGCAGCUCGUCUUUCCAAAACAGGUGUAUUCCAAUCCAGACCGUGUCAGUCAGCUGUCCGAUUCAUUCGUCCAUCCAGCCAUGCUCCGUGCGGAUGUGAUUCAGCGCGGGUGGCUCCCGUGCGCCCUCCCACGGGAACAUCCGUGCACGCGGCUGCUACACAGGUCUGCUCCCCUCCAGGUGCGCCCGCGGCGCGGCCCCGCCCCCUCUGGGCUCCGCCCUCCUAUCUAGGCUCAGGUGCACAAGCCGGAAGUGCGCUCCCCUCCCAGGUGCCCAGUCGCAGGUACCCCCGGCCCGUGAUGCGGUAGCAGUGGCGCGCUCCCGUCUCGGCACCACCACCCCGGCGCCGAGCCCAUGGCGACCCCCGCGCUGGGGCUGCUCCUGGCGAUCGGCCUGCAGCUGCUGCCGGCUCGCUGGGGCCGAGCCUGGGCUCAAGCUGUCUCCACACCGGACCUGCAUUUAAAUGAUACCAGCAGUGUCCCGCCUACGAGCCCCAGCUCCAAUGGGGGCCUGUCCCAGGGGGCCAUCACCGCCAUCAUUGUGGUCUUCUCCAUCCUGGGCGUCCUGGUUGUGGUGCUGCUGUUGGUACUGCUGGUGCGGAAGCUUCGGGAGAAGCGGCAGACGGAGGGCACCUACCGGCCCAGCAGCGAGGAGCAGUUCUCCCAUGCAGCCGAGGCCCAGGCCCCCCAGGACUCGAAGGAGACGGUGCGGGGCUGCCUGCCCAUCUAGGUCUCCUCUCUUCCAUCCAUCUUCCUCCCUUGCUGUGUAACCUGGGGGGAGAUGCUGUGGCCUCCCUGGGCAACCAGACUCACUCAGUGUUUAGGAAUAGAGGGGGGGGGGCGAGGUGCUUCGAAGUCUGCUCGGAGGGCAAAGGAGGGUGGGGCUGCUCAGUUUGUAUAUAUUUAUAUGAAAUUGCCAGAGAGAGAGAUAAUAAAAGCCGUUUGAGCUGCUGCA
Molecule: messenger RNA, 1950 nt
Organism: Oryctolagus cuniculus (rabbit)
Lineage: Eukaryota; Metazoa; Chordata; Mammalia; Lagomorpha; Leporidae
Source: RefSeq, a predicted model, not a curated record